This is a messenger RNA of Sesamum indicum (sesame), 1786 nucleotides long. RefSeq lists its product as uncharacterized. The record is from RefSeq and is a predicted model, not a curated record. Lineage: Eukaryota; Viridiplantae; Streptophyta; Magnoliopsida; Lamiales; Pedaliaceae.
GAAUCGCAUCUUUUAUCGGUUAUGGAAGUAUUUCCUUAGAAACAAGAAACAAGGAAAAGAGUGUGGGAGUGGAGUGGAAGGAGCUUCAAAUAUUUCUCAACGAAUUUUCUUUACUUUGAAAUGUCGUCUUUAACUUUUAAGCUUUCUUCGUUUCUCUUAUCUUCAUCACCGCAAUCCCCUUCUUCUCCACUCUCUUCUUCUUCUUCUUCUUCUUCUUCUCUGACGUCCUAUGUUCCGCCGCUUCCUUCUCUCCGAUUUCCGAGGAAAUCAUCGAAUUACAGAGGACGAUUAACGCUCAUCAGAGCCGGUGAAAAUGACAAUAAAAGUACGCCAAAUGCUGGCGAUUCGAAAACCCCAAACGGCACUCUGCCCAAGAGCAGGAGGGAGAUUCUAUUAGAGUAUGUGCAGAAUGUGCAGCCUGAAUUCAUGGAGUUGUUCGUCAAAAGAGCACCUCAGCAGGUAGUUGAUGCAAUGCGGCAAACAGUGACAAAUAUGAUUGGAACUCUGCCUCCACAGUUUUUUGCGGUGACAGUUACCACUGUUGCUGAAAAUUUGGCGCAGCUAAUGUAUAGUGUCUUGAUGACUGGGUAUAUGUUUAGGAAUGCUCAAUACCGGUUGGAAUUGCAACAGAGUUUGGAACAAGUUGCUCUGCCUGAACCACAAGAGCAAAAGGAUGUGCCAGACUAUGCUCCAGGUACACAGAAAAAGGUGACAGGUGAGGUCAUAAGGUGGAACAAUAUCUCAGGUCCAGAAAAGAUUGAUGCAGUGAAAUACAUUGAGCUGCUUGAGGCAGAAAUUGAGGAACUUAACCGUCAAGUAGCAAGAAAAUCUGCAAAUGGACAGAAUGAACUGUUGGAGUAUCUGAAAACUCUGGAGCCUCAAAAUCUCAAGGAGCUAACAAGUACCGCUGGCGAGGAUGUUGUGCUGGCAAUGAAUACAUUCAUAAAACGCCUAUUGGCUGUCUCCGAUCCUAGCCAAAUGAAGACUAGUGUAACAGAGACAAGUGCUCCAGAACUCGCCAAGCUACUUUAUUGGCUUAUGGUGGUUGGAUAUAGUAUCCGGAAUAUUGAAGUUCGUUUCGACAUGGAACGUGUACUUGGUGCUCCACCAAAACCUGCAGAGCUUCCCCCUGGUGAAAACAUAUAGCCCAGUUGGAGCUUCCUGCCAUCUAGGAUAAAAGAACUGGGGUAACACUAUAUCCAUCUUUGCACUGGGCUAGCAAUUAAAACUGUCAUUUUGUCAUUGAAGUAGGGCUAUGUGAUGGAAGAUUAACUGCUAAAGCUGCAGGAGGCCAUAUUAUUAUACACAAUAUUAUGUUUGACUCAAAGCCACAGAAAUGACAUGGCAAGUUUAAGGUCUCCUUGCCAAAUAGCAUCAGAAAUUGAACUCGGGCUCAUUAAUUUAUUUAAUUAGAUUCAACUGACAAAGACAUUCAUCUUUCUGAAAGUACUUUUGGCUUUCUAUUCAGAUUACUAGUUUCUGGAAAUGCUUUACGUCUCAAACUCCAUCUAUGAGUGUAGCUAAAGUUCAUGGAAUAUCUAAUAUCUACUCUUCUGACUUUUUAUUUGCAUUUAUACCAUAAUAACUGGUCCUUGAAAGUAUUGUUCAAGGUAAGAUCCCGUUGUAUGCAAGUGUCUGAAGGAUGGCUUCCUGCUUUUAACUGUAUGAUAUCAUAGCACGCGAGGCUUUGAGAACAGACAGCAUUUAGAUCUUUGGCGUAGCAUGGUAAUGAGAAUAACCAGGUGAAACAAAAGGAAAAAAAAAAAAAAAAAAAAAAAAAAAGAGA